UGGCCGGCCACAGGGCCGGGGUGCACAGGCGGCGGCACCAUGUUCUCCCUCAAGCCGCCCAGACCGAGCUUCAGGUCCUACCUCCUGCCGCCGCCCCAGAUUGACGAUAAGAGCAGUUCCGAACCGAAGAUUAAAAAACUGGAGCCAGUCCUUUUGCCAGGAGAAAUUGUUGUAAAUGAAGUCAAUUUUGUGAGAAAAUGCAUUGCAACAGACACAAGCCAGUAUGAUUUGUGGGGAAAGUUGAUAUGCAGUAACUUCAAAAUCUCCUUCAUUACAGAUGAUCCAAUGCCAUUACAGAAAUUCCAUUACAGAAACCUCCUUCUUGGAGAGCAUGAUGUCCCUUUGACAUGUAUUGAGCAGAUUGUGACAGUGAAUGACCACAAGAGGAAGCAGAAAGUCCUAGGUCCCAACCAGAAGCUGAAAUUUAAUCCAACAGAGUUAAUAAUUUAUUGUAAAGAUUUCCGAAUUGUCAGGUUUCGCUUCGAUGAAUCGGGUCCUGAAAGUGCCAAAAAAGGUAAUGUAUGCCUUGCAAUAGCUCAUUAUUCCCAGCCAACAGACCUCCAGCUACUCUUUGCAUUUGAAUAUGUUGGAAAAAAAUACCACAAUUCAGCCAGCAAAGUUAAUGGGGUGUCCUCAGGAGGUGGAGGAGUAUGGAGUGGAGCUGGCAGUGGCAGCAGCCAGAGAACGCCACUGUUUGAAACUUACUCAGACUGGGACAGAGAGAUCAAGAGGACAGGUGCUUCUGGAUGGAGAGUUUGCUCUAUCAAUGAGGGUUACAUGAUAUCAACUUGUCUUCCAGAAUACUUUGUUGUGCCAAGUUCAUUAGCAGACCAAGACCUGAAGAUCUUUUCCCUCUUUGUUGGAAGAAGGAUGCCAUUCUGGUGCUGGAGCCACUCUAACGGCAGUGCUCUUGUGCGAAUGGCCCUCAUCAAAGAUGUGCUGCAGCAGAGGAAGAUUGACCAGAGGAUUUGUAAUGCGAUAACUAAAAGUCAUCCACAGAGAAGUGACGUAUACAAGUUAGAUCUGGAUAAAACCUUGCCCAGUAUCCAAGAAGUACAAGCGGCAUUUGUAAAACUUAAGCAACUGUGUGUAAAUGAGCCUUUUGAAGAAACUGAAGAGAAAUGGCUGUCCUCACUGGAAAGUACUCGGUGGUUAGAAUACAUCAGGGCUUUCCUUCAACACUCAGCAGAACUUGUGUACAUACUAGAUAGCCAACAUCUCUCUGUAGUCCUGCAAGAGGAGGAGGGAAGAGACUUGAGUUGUCUGGUAGCUUCCCUUGUUCAAGUGAUGAUGGAUCCGUAUUUCAGGACAAUUACUGGAUUUCAGAGCCUGAUACAGAAGGAGUGGGUCAUGGUAGGAUACCAGUUCCUAGACAGAUGCAACCACUUGAAGAGGUCAGAGAAAGAGUCUCCUUUAUUCUUGCUAUUCUUGGAUACCACAUGGCAGCUGUUAGAGCAAUAUCCAGCUGCCUUCGAAUUCGAGACAUACUUAGCAGUGCUGUGUGACAGUACCCGGAUCUCACUGUUCGGCACAUUCCUGUUCAACUCUCCUCAUCAGCGGGUGAAGCAGAGCACGGAGUUUGCUAUCAGCAAAAAUAUUCAGUUGGGUGAUGAAAAGGGCUUGAAAUUCCCCUCGGUUUGGGACUGGGCUCUUCAGUUCACAGCAAAGGACCGGACCCUUUUCCACAACCCCUUCUACAUUGGCAGGAGCACGCCUUGCGUGCAGAAUGGCUCCAGGAAGACCUUCAAGCGCACAAAGAAAAGCUACAGCUCCACAUUGAGAGGAAUGCCGUCGUGCCUAAAGAAUGGAAUCAUCAGUGACCAAGAGCUGCUUCCGAGGAGAAACUCACUAAUACUGAAACUGAAAACAGACUCACUGCAGCACACUGACAGCCAGAAAAGUGGAGUGGAACAGUAUUUUAAAGAGUGGUUUUCCAGACCAGCCAACCUACAUGGCAUUAUCCUGCCACGUCUCUCUGGAACACACAUAAAACUGUGGAAAUUGUGCUACUUCCGCUGGGUCCCUGAGGCACAGAUCAACCUCGGGGGCUCCAUCAUGGCCUUCCACAAGCUCUCUGUGCUGGCUGAUGAGGUGGACAUGCUAGGCAGGAUGCUGAGGCAGCAUCGGAGUGGCCCUCUAGAAGCUUGCUACGCAGAGUUGGACCAGAGCAGGAUGUACUUCAGAGCUACAGGUCCACACGACACCCUGAGGACACCAGAGUUUCUCUCCUCUUCUUUUCCAUUUUCUCCUGUAGGAAAUCUGUGCAGACGCAGCAUUUUAGGGACACCAUUAAGCAAAUUUUUAAGUGGGGCCAAAAUAUGGUUAUCUACUGAGACAUUAACAAAUGAAGAGUGAACAAAGGUAUUUUCUGAACAUACUGUAAGAAGUUGUACAUUUCCCCCUAUGAACUGAAAUAGCUAAUCUAGGCACUUAAAAUGGUCAUUUUAUAUGUAAGAAAUUUGCACUAAUAUUUAAAAUUCAUUUAAUCA
Molecule: messenger RNA, 2489 nt
Organism: Phodopus roborovskii (desert hamster)
Lineage: Eukaryota; Metazoa; Chordata; Mammalia; Rodentia; Cricetidae
Product: myotubularin-related protein 10-like
Source: RefSeq, a predicted model, not a curated record